Dreissena polymorpha is the source of this 1307-nucleotide messenger RNA. Its product is annotated as transcription intermediary factor 1-beta-like. The transcript has 6 exons. Bases 165 to 1307 code for a protein of 380 amino acids. The record is from RefSeq and is a predicted model, not a curated record. Gene Ontology annotation, molecular function: zinc ion binding. Lineage: Eukaryota; Metazoa; Mollusca; Bivalvia; Myida; Dreissenidae.
GCAAUAGGCUUUAGCAAAGACGCAAUCUUGCCGCACAAAUGACCGCCAAUAUCACUCGAAAUUUGAUCAACAAGCAAUACACUAUCGUGUACCUGUAAUAAAGUUUUUUUUUGGAGAAAAAAAACAAGCAAUCGCAAAAGAAAGAAACAAGUCGUGUCGCCAAAAUGACGGCCAACACCACUAAAAACUCAAUCAGCGUCCCGGACGAGUACCUGCACGUGCUCUGCGAUCCGUGCCGCUUCAGCGGAAAGACCACCGUGGCCAUGAAGUACUGUCGCGACUGCAACGGACACUUGUGCCCGAACUGCGUGAACACGCACAUCCGGGUCUCCAACACAAAGAACCACCACAUGAGCUACAUCAUCAACAAGAAGAACAACUUCGUGACCACGGCGCUAACUACCACCACCGCCGACCUGGUCUACGGUACCGCCGCCCAGAAAGCCUUGGAGGCGAAGUGUGUCGACCAUGGGAAGCCCGUCGUGUCGUUUUGUGCCCUGCACGACGCGCUUUGCUGCCGCGUGUGCAUUGGGACUGGUCAUCGAGAGUGUAAAUUACAGAUCCUGUCGGAAGCUGCCAAUGGAAGUCGAGAUGGGAAGGAAAUCCGGGGGAUCGAAACGGUCAUAAAACGGCUUCAAGCCCGUUUCGAGGACAUACAGCGAGACAAGCAGACAAACCUACAACACCUGGGACAUCAGAACGACACUUUUUCCGGGGCUAUUAAAACCUACCGGAGAACAGUGAACAACGUGCUAGACAAGCUGGAGCAGAAUCUGGUGAAAAAACAGGAUCGCCAUUUUGAAACCAAGGUGGAAGAGUUGAGAGGGUGUCUCAAGACGUGUCAGUCCGCCAUCAGUGUACUGAAUGGGUCGCUCAAUAAGUUGGACAUAGCUACGCGCCAAGGCGACGAACAACAGCUAUUUAUGACCAUCAAAAAGGUUCAAGCUAUCACCAAACGAUAUGAGAAGAUAUAUGCAGACGUGGACAAGUUACCAAGGAACUACGCUUUCCAUUUCAUACCUGAGCUCUCCAUAGAAAAGUUCCUAAAAGGCGUCUCAGAGCUCGGAAAAAUCAAGGACGAAAGCACGACGUCUAACGGUCUCAACGCCGUCCCGAAAACCAAAGGAAAGAGGUCACCAAACGAUUCCGGAAGUGACGAGAAACUAAUGGCGUCCGUCGACUUAAAGAGCCGCCAGAGGUCGCCACGAAAGACCGAGUCACCUGUCAAGCAGCUUCUGAAGCAGCCGCUAGGCACAGACGAGUUUAGCGUUAGGUAUGGAUGCCUUUCAUUCGAUAUUAGUUUUUGA